CGAACCUGGCAACCCUUUUUGUUAAUCGGCAACCGGAACACACAAACGCCCCCCCUCCUCUCCACGGAUGCCGCAGUAAAGUUGGUCGCGCCUGCGCAGUUCCGGUCCUCUUUUUCUUGGAAGCACCCCCGACCCAUUGCACCAUGGCAGAUCCUGAGACUGAUUUCGAACCCGUUGACUCUGGUGCCUCCACCACCUACCCCAUGCAGUGCUCUGCUCUGCGCAAGAAUGGUUUUGUGGUGCUGAAAGGACGCCCUUGCAAAAUUGUUGAGAUGUCCACCUCCAAGACUGGCAAGCACGGACAUGCAAAGGUUAACUUGGUUGGUAUCGACAUCUUCACUAACAAGAAGUAUGAAGAUAUGUGUCCCUCUACCCACAACAUGGAUGUGCCCGCCAUCAAGAGGCUAGAUUACCAGCUGGUCAAUAUCAAUGAUGGCUUCAUGGCUCUGAUGAGUGACAAUGGCGAAAUCAGGGAGGACCUGCGUGUUCCUGACUCUGAUGUCGGAAAGGAGAUCGAGGCGAAGUUCGAAGCGAAUGACGAUUUCAUGGUUACCGUGCUGCGUGCCAUGGGGGAGGAGUGCGCUGUCGCUACCAAGGCCUUAUCCAGCAAAUAGAGAGAGACUGCUACCCGGGCAACAAGCACCACCCACAACCAGUCUCUUUGCAUUCUCAUUGGUUCUGUCACCAAAGCGUCAGCCUUCACAGACGACCUCAAUCAUUCUGUUGUGAAUUCUCUCCUUGUUGUUUUCUCCUUCUCCAUUGCUACGGGAAUGUUCCACGGCACCUUGCUGCCUGGUCCUCUGCCUGAUCACUGAGGUUAUAUUUUAGUAACAAUAUACUUUAUAAAAAAUAAGGACAUCCAUCUGUUGCUCAUUCUUGUUUGAUUUGUUGUUUUUGCCUUCGAAAUGUUGGUCUUGCCACUCACAUUCCUGAAUGUUCUAAUAACAACGGGAUCCAGCUUUUUGUAUAAUUUUUUAUAUAUAUUCUUUAGAUUGAAUAGCAGGUGUUAUGCCUUUUUAGAGGGAAAGGGGAGGGGGCUGUUUUUGAGUUGAGCGGCGGGAGGGAAGAUGGGCCCCUGGAUUAGAAUGAGAUCCCUGGUUAGGUUUGUCCCCACCCAGCUGCCAUAUUGCUCCAGCAUGGCUUCUGCUCUGGUUCCUCUCUGGACUGGAUGCGACAUGGUCCUAUACUUAGUCCCAGAUGCUGGGAGUGUGGGUGGCUAGCAUUUAACAGCACUUGAGGUCCACCCCCAGCAUUUCAGUUCUAAACCCAAGAAAGGAACACUUUUCAAAUCAAUAUUGAACUUCAGUGUUUUUUCCCUAUUUUCCUCUUAAUGCCAGUCUCGUCUGUACAGAAGUUUGAGGGGCUUGAGGGUCCGGUCUGCUUAAGUUUUGAUUCAAUAUGACAGCCAAGGGCUUGCUCUGUUGCCCUGGUCAUGACCCCACCCCCCCACCCCUGCUAAAUAUAAAAAGUGUUUUGAGGUGUGAGUGUAGCAUUGGGAGUGCUUCCAGAAUGUCACAGGAGGCAGUUUGCAGUGAGGUGUGUGUUUGAGGGACUCUAUCGGGGAGGGUGGUAGAGUUGCAAAUUUAUUUUGUUCACUCGAGGCCUUUGUCACCUGACUGGAGAUGGCAAAAAAUAAAAGUUGAAACAAAUGGACAAAACUGCAA
Lampris incognitus (smalleye Pacific opah) is the source of this 1664-nucleotide messenger RNA. RefSeq names its product eukaryotic translation initiation factor 5A-1-like. Gene Ontology annotation, biological process: positive regulation of translational elongation; positive regulation of translational termination. Gene Ontology annotation, molecular function: ribosome binding; RNA binding; translation elongation factor activity. The transcript has 5 exons. The record is from RefSeq and is a predicted model, not a curated record. The coding region runs from base 144 to 614 and encodes 156 amino acids. Lineage: Eukaryota; Metazoa; Chordata; Actinopteri; Lampriformes; Lampridae.